UUCUCUGUUGCUGCCGUCUUUUUGCUGUCUACUCCCCUCAGCCCGUGAAUAUUUGCCCAAAUUUUACUUUUAUCUAUCGUGACAUUGUUGCCUUUGUCCGUCGAAAAGCCAAUAUGGUUUUAAAAGUGACUGUCAACAAUGCCUGGAGGGCUGCGAGGACGCUGUGGUUUGUCGUGCUAGUCAGCCUGUGUGUUUUCAUCAGUGUUAGUCGAGCAUCAUCACCACUUGAGGAGGAGGACAGUGCCAUGGAGAACAUCGUUACAGAAAAAAAGGCUGAGGAGAGCCACCGACAGGACAGCGCAGACCUGCUGAUAUUCAUCCUCCUCCUAACCCUCACAAUCUUAACCAUUUGGCUCUUCAAACACCGGCGAUUUAGAUUUCUGCACGAGACCGGACUGGCGAUGAUUUAUGGCUUGAUUGUUGGGGUGAUCUUGCGCUACGGUGUCCAUGUACCUCGGGAUGUCAGCAAAGCCCCACUGAGCUGCUAUGUUAAUGCCAGCCCUGCCACCCUGCUGGUCAAUAUCAGUGGGAAAUUCUACGAGUACACUUUGAAAGGGGAGAUCAGUGCAAACGAGGUGAACGAUGUGCAAGAUAAUGAGAUGCUGCGAAAGGUUACCUUUGACCCAGAGGUCUUCUUUAAUAUUCUGCUGCCACCCAUCAUCUUUCAUGCUGGCUACAGCUUAAAAAGGAGACAUUUUUUCCGUAACAUGGGAUCCAUCUUAGCUUAUGCCUUUGUGGGGACAGUUAUUUCCUGUUUUGUUAUUGGGUUGCUGAUGUAUGGCUGUGUGACGCUGAUGAAGCAGGUAGCUCAGCUGAAUGGAGAAUUCUUCUUCACUGACUGUCUGUUCUUUGGAGCCAUUGUAUCUGCCACAGAUCCAGUGACAGUCCUGGCUAUCUUCAACGAGCUGCAAGUAGACGUGGACCUUUAUGCGUUACUGUUCGGAGAGAGCGUGCUUAAUGAUGCUGUGGCCGUGGUUCUGUCGUCGUCUAUCGUGGCAUACCAGCCACAAGGAAACAACAGCCACACGUUUGAGGCCAUGGCUUUGCUGAAGUCUUUUGGGAUAUUCCUUGGAGUUUUCAGCGGCUCCUUCGCUCUGGGAGUGGCCACCGGAAUCGUCACCGCCCUCGUGACUAAGUUCACCAAACUGAGGGAUUUCCAGCUGUUGGAGACGGCUCUCUUCUUCCUCAUGUCAUGGAGCACAUUUCUGCUGGCUGAAGCUUGCGGCUUCACAGGUGUGGUGUCAGUGCUCUUCUGUGGAAUCACUCAGGCCCACUACACCUUCAACAACCUGUCUCCUGAGUCUCAGGACAGGACCAAACAGUUGUUCGAACUGUUAAAUUUCCUGGCAGAGAACUUCAUUUUCUCCUACAUGGGUUUGACCCUUUUCACCUUCCAGAACCACGUCUUCAAUCCCAUGUUCAUCAUUGGAGCUUUUCUGGCUGUGUUCGUGGGAAGAGCUGCUAACAUCUACCCUCUCUCCUGUCUUCUAAAUUUUGGACGGCGCAAUAAGAUCAGAUCCAACUUCCAGCACAUGAUGAUGUUUGCAGGCCUUAGAGGGGCGAUGACUUUCGCCCUGUCCAUCAGGGACACAGCCACAUAUGCCCGUCAGAUGAUGUUUUCCACCACUCUUCUUGUGGUCUUCUUCACUGUUUGGAUUUGUGGUGGUGGAACCACUCAGAUGUUGUCCUGCCAGCGUAUACGGGUAGGAGUAGAUUCUGAUCAAGAUAACUCUAUAAGUAUUGCCGAUGGAUCAGAGAGAAGAAGCACCAAGCAAGAAAGUGCCUGGCUUUUCAGGAUUUGGUACAACUUUGACCACAACUACCUGAAACCGAUCCUGACUCACAGUGGCCCUCCUCUCACAGCCACUCUUCCUCCCUGUUGCGGCCCCCUCGCUCGCCUCCUCACCAGCCCGCAGGCCUUAGAGAAUGAGUGCCAGCUGAAGGAUGAUGACUCUGACCUCAUUCUCACAGACGGUGAUAUCAACCUGACCUAUGGUGACAUCACAGUCAACACAGAUGCCACAGGUGCCCACACCAGCAUGGGCACGGGCUUCGCCGGCACCGCCACCUCUGAUGACUUGGACAGAGAGUUGACGUAUGGCGAUCACGAGCUGGUGAUGAGGGGUACACGCCUGGUGUUGCCCAUGGAUGACUCAGAGCCGCCCUUCACAGACCAACACCACCACAUGCAAAUGUGAAAAUAGUGUUUGAUCGCAAACCCAGACGGCCGUCCGACUCAAACUGACCCAAGCCACUGAGCAAAGGACCAGUACCUGACUCCUUCUUUCACUCCUUUUUUGUUCAACUUUGCCUCACUCAUCUUGCCUUUUUCCACACAUAUUUAUUUCUGUUACAUAUACUCACUCCCCCUAAAGACACACCACUGUUUCUACCUCAUGUUCCUUUACUUAUUUCUACAGCUCUGUCAUCUAACAUGACCUUAUUUUAGUCAUAUUUUUUUGCAGGGUUUUCCCACCAUAAUGUAGCAUUGCACAGAGGUCUAGCAGCAUGUGUUGAUGUGUCAAUGCAAGUAUCAGCCACUAGCUAAUUUGUCGCAGUACAGUAUAUCUCAAGAGUACUAUAUCUUUGUUAUGCAUGCAGAGGACUCUUGUGUUUUGUUUUGGGUCUGACUUUGAAUGUUGCUGUCUUUUCUCUGUGCAUCAGAGGCUUGCUGACCCAGUGGACAACUUUGCUGUACAUUUGAUUUUAAUCAAGUGCCUGGGAGUUAUAGUUUUAAGCAUGGCGACUGGAUCAGCUCUGGGAAGCAGAGCAACUUCAGGAUUAGCAAUCUUUCAGUUUUUCUUUGUAAAAUAAAAUGGAAAAAAAAAGGAAAGAAUAGAAUAAAGAAAAACAAAACAUGCCUCUGUUUGUAAGGUAGCAAUAUAUACGCAGGUGUUUGGGCUGUCAGUUUGCUGUUUGCUUGUAAAUGGUGUGCAACUAUGUGAUGCCACUGGUGCAGUGUGGUGUGGCAAAGAAUGUUGUGGAUCUCUCCUAGUGACCUUAGACUGUGACAUACAGAGAGGCUUUACAUCUUAUUUUAGAAGCUGAUGUGGCUCCCAGCAGAAGGAAGGGCUGUUAUUGAGAAAAUGAGAUCCAGUAAAACUUACCUGAGAAAGCUUUGUGCCAUUUCUCUCCUGCGUUUUGAUAUUUUGUGAAAACUGAACGCACGAGAACUUAAAGUGUUUUGUAUGCUUUUUGCAGCAAGGCUGAAGUACUUCAAGCUUGAUUACAUUUUUCAUAGCCACUACGCUUUUUACACACUUUCUAUUACAAUUAUCUUAUUCAUAACUAGGAACUUUAUUUUCCUCAUUAUAUUAAUCUUUAAAAAAACUAUAAAAAUAUGAAUUUGAUGCUAAAUUAAUUAGCAUGUAAUAAAUACACAAAUGAUUUUUGUGUUUUUUUUUUUGUUUGUUUUGUAAGAUUUUGGCAAAUCAAGGAGCUGAUUGUAUCUGGUUUCAGGAAGAUUGCAACCAGUGAUUAUUUCCAUUAAGCUUUAUCAGUCAGCUAAUUUUUGAUAAACUGAAAACUCAUGUGGUGUGUGUGUAAUGUCAUUAGUGAACAAAGGCCAUAAAACUUAUUUCAGCAUCUAAUUUAUCUGAUUAACAGGUGAAAACUGUCAGGACUGAGGACUUCUGUGCACCUUUGCUCAAAAAUUUGACUUUCGUUUUAUCAGUACAAAAUUGUUGCAUAUAGACCUCUUAGUUACUGACGAGGCAAUUAAUCUACCGGCUGUUGCAACCCUAGAUUUUAUACAUGUGGGGAAGUCAUUUGCAUUGGACAAGACUAUCUUAUUAUUCAAAUGAAGCCAUCCCUGAUAAGAACAGAUAUUCACACUGGUAUAUUCCCAGAUAAUCAUUAUGAGAACUGCCAGACUGAACAGCAAUGGUUUAAAUGCUUGAUAUUUUUUCUGAGACGUACACCAUGUACACAUCGGGUCUGUUGAGGAAGUAUGGUUUGAUUGUUUAAAAGGAGUUAAGGAGUGAAAGGGUGCUGAACAUCAGACACUGCAUACCAUUUAAAGGGUAUUCAUGUUGGAUGUGAUGCAUAUGACCUAUUUUAGUGGAUGUACAAGAGGAAUGGGAGGCGUGGUGAGCUUAGCAGCUGUUGGCUUGGCUUUAACAGGAAGCAUUGAUAAGAUGUCACCAUGGCAACCCUGUGUUGAAUUUGAACAGAAGCCAGGAAACAUUUGGUGCGUUAACUGAACACAGCAGUUUUGUGUUUUGGCCAAAAGUAAAACAAUGGGUGCAAAGAGGAAGAUGAAGGGGUUAAGGAAAAGAGUGAGAAAAAGAAACAGUUCUCACUGUGUUGGUGUGAGUGUUUGUGUGUUGGGGAUGAUACAGGCGUGGAAGGAAGAGGAUGCUUGUAGAUAUUGCUUUUCCUUCCACAGUUAUCUUCUGCUGUGCAGGAAUUUUUUUGUUUAUAUUUUAGUUAGUUUUUUUUUUUUUUAUGAGGCAUUCCUUGUGGCAUCCCAUCAAUCUGUAAUAUGCUUUAUGAUUUCAACACACUUUUUUUGUUUAAAUAUUUUUUGAAGAAGAGAAAUUAUAAAAAAAAAUAACGUAAAAGAAUGCUGAACAAUUUGCACUCUUGUUUUAUGUUUGUUGUAUCUUUGAGCUGCUUUUUUAUUUAUGUUUGAUGGGUUGUGUGGAAAAACAAAUCAGUCAGUUUAAUGAAGGAUGGAUUAAUAUUCAGUACAAGUUUAGUUCAUUGUGUUGUUUUGUAAAAGAAAUACUUUGACAUUGCAGUGACAAACCCUUUCAUACCACUGUUUCCAUUUUAUCAGGUACUAUGUAUUAAUGUAUGUUUGCAACAAGUCGCUGUUUGAAUGCUGCUGCCAUGAUGUUCACAGAGCAUGAAUCAUUGUCUGCUGAUGGUGAGCUCUUUAGGGAAGAAAAAGAAAAAAAGUCAAAUAUAUCCAACAGAACUGUGUGCCACUGUUCUUUAACCAACACAUGAAAUAAUGUGAACUCUGUGAAAGGCGAUCUAGGUGUUGGUGUUCUGCCUACUGCUCUGCCAGUACGUUUUCUGUCUGCUCUCUGAAUGGUGACUUGUAAUAAGCUUUGAUCUUUGGAAAUCUUGUCUGAAGGAGCUGACCAAAGAGGCCUGCUGUGCUCUGUGUUUUCAGACACUCAUAUCUUUAUACUGCAAACUCUGUGUGUGAAUGUGUCUUCAAGCCUGCAAUGUAUAUGGAUGUGUAUACUUGUAUGUGUGUGUGUCUGAGAAAGAGAGACACUGUGUCCUCUUUUCUUCUUUGUUGCAGGUACUGACUGUUUACAUUUGUGUAAAUAUACUCUCGCCUGUUCAUGUGCGUGCAACGGUCAAUAAACAGAAGCCUGUGCUUUUGAUUAAA
This is a messenger RNA of Melanotaenia boesemani (Boeseman's rainbowfish), 5347 nucleotides long. It is a transcript of the gene slc9a6a, whose product is annotated as solute carrier family 9 member A6a. The record is from RefSeq and is a predicted model, not a curated record. The transcript has 16 exons. Bases 114 to 2198 code for a protein of 694 amino acids. Lineage: Eukaryota; Metazoa; Chordata; Actinopteri; Atheriniformes; Melanotaeniidae. Gene Ontology annotation, molecular function: sodium:proton antiporter activity. Gene Ontology annotation, biological process: regulation of pH; sodium ion transport; proton transmembrane transport. Gene Ontology annotation, cellular component: recycling endosome; membrane.